AAUCCAGGGGAUUAUAUCACGAGAUUGGUUUUGUUGUUUAACGUAUUCACAAACACUCUUUUCACUGUUAUUGAAUAAAUAAUAGCGAAUCAUGUAAGGACAUGUUACAGAUAUUACUAAUGUCAAUAUUAGUGUUAUUAAGACUUUGAAUUCUUACAUGCACAGUUUGCAGGUACUUUUAAUACUUCUUGUCUCUUGUUAAACUACAGACUUUAUGAAACUGAAGCUGGGCUGAGGCUAAGUCCAUCUGUAGAGGAGGUACUGAUUAAUAAUGAGGAGGAUGUCCUUCCAAUUCUGAACACUGCCUUCACAGAGCUGAAUUCCCGGUCCAGGACUGUCCGUCAGGAAUUAUUCCACGCUGUUUGAGUUAGCUGCUUGCAGAAGUUGAUCUUAAAGCGCGAAUUUCAUAUGUAGAAGAAUACAAUGGGGAACUUUUUGAUCUACUGCCUGAAAAUGGAUCUGCAGAAAUCAAAUGCAACUACAAGAAAUACUGAAAUGGUCACAUCACAAUUUACGGUCGCACAGUUGUAUACAGAUCUUUCCAGAACUGUAGUCGAUGUUUGUAGAGGUCGUGCUGCAAGCUCAGCUCCUGGUCAAUAUUCAGGCUAAACUUGAUCUGGAGAAGCUACCGACACAGGCAGAAUCCCAAAAUGAUCAACCAGGAGCUGAACUGGGAGCUGUUUGUGCUAGUCGACAAGAGUCUGAUCGAUAUCACAAGCAGGCUGAGGAUCAAUUGUCGGAGGUUCACAGCAAGGCAAAGGAAACUGAGUGGUCUUAUGAAGAGGUCGUGGAGACUUGUAAAAGGCUGCAACAAAGAAAUGCUGACAUGAGAGACAAGUUGGAUAGGGCAGAACUUGUUACAUCAAAGGCUGUAAUGGUGGCGGCCUAUGUGAAGAGCCGACUGUCUAAGAAGAAGGCCAAGUAUAAUUUGAAGAAAGAAAAGGCACAGCUGGAAGCCAAAGACAAUCAAAAAAUAACUGAACUUGGAGCUGUUUCUGCGAGUCGACAAGAGUGUCAGCUAUAUCGUAAUUGGGCUGAAUAUCAGAGCAAGACAGAAACAAUUGAGCGGUCUCAUGAGGAGCUCAUGGACAAACACAAGAAGUUUGAUCAAGACCGUGCUGAAUUGAUAGCCCGGAUCCAUCAGCUAAAUGUUACGUCAUCGGAAAUUGACCGAUCCUAUGCAGAGCUGCAGGACAAAUACACCAGCCUUGAAGGAUUACUUGUUGCCAAGAAAGCGCAGUUGAAUUGUGCACAAGCCAAGAAAGAACAAUAUUCCAAACUUAUUUACAUACAAAUGAAUAACUCCCAAGGUUAUUAAUUUUAUUUACAGAAUAAUCAAAAACAUACAUAGCAUGCAUAAAACGGGAGGAUCAGCGGAGCACAUGCUAUAAUAAUGAACAAAACGGACGAAUAAAUUGAAAGACAUGCAUUGUAAUAUAAAGUAGUUUUAAAGGA
This is a messenger RNA of Zootermopsis nevadensis, 1455 nucleotides long. Lineage: Eukaryota; Metazoa; Arthropoda; Insecta; Blattodea; Termopsidae. The record is from RefSeq and is a predicted model, not a curated record.